This is a messenger RNA of Miscanthus lutarioriparius, 648 nucleotides long. The record is from the annotation of a GenBank genome assembly. NCBI's taxonomy places the organism in Eukaryota, Viridiplantae, Streptophyta, Magnoliopsida, Poales, Poaceae.
AUGACCAGCACCGGGCCGGGCGAAUCCAUGGCUUCCGAGUGCGGAUCCGGCACCCACCGCCUCGGAUCUGAGGCGGCCGGGCGGCGCGCCGUCAAGCAGGCUCCCGCUAGCUGCGCGACGAGAUCCGUCGCUUCGGGCUCCGGGAAGGGCUCGGCGAAAUCCGGCGGGUGGGGCUGCUGGCGGCGUGGAUCCGGGCGCUCUAGGGCUGGAUCCGGUGGUGCUGCCCCCUAUCCUGGCGUUUGGCACGGUGGUGGCGAUCCUGGCCUUCGACCGACACGGCGAGCGCGGUCGCUGCCCGUGGUUGCUGGUGCUGGCUGGCACGGACGUGGCACGGGGGCCCGAGGCCGUGGCUCUGGCCCUCGGCCGGGUCGUGCUGGUGCCGGCACGUCCGCUCGUGACCUGGGCCUCAGCCUCUACUUCACGCUGCACGUGAGGCGGUGGCUGGCUUCCUCUUCAGCGGCGCUGAUUUGGUGCAGCCGCGGAGCUAGCCUGUUGGCCGUUCACCUGGCGUCAGUCAGUGUGGUGGCCGCAUCCCUGAGGCGGCUCCUACCCGCCGGGCGCUGGCUGCAGGCGACCGCUUGGAGGCACCACCGUGGAGGGCUAACUGAGGCUCUGAAGCUGUUUCUUUGUUCGAGGAAAACACCGUAG